AUGCUUAAUCGAGCCUUACGUACGAUGGAAGUUAAUCUUAUCAUUAGCAUGGGUUUUUUUAUUCAAGAUCUUCACAACCAUAUUGCUGCACUUCAUGACGAUCAAUAUGUUAAACAUCCGCAUAUAGAACCAUUUACCGUGUUUCGCGGACAAGGUUUGUCUCAGAAAGAUUUUGAUCAAUUAGUCAAAACACAAGGUGGACUCUUAUCAUUUAAUAAUUUUAUUUCGACUAGUACCAAUCGUCAAGUAUCGCUUAAUUUUAUACGUCAUACUAUUGAAACUACGGAUCUAAUAGGUAUUCUCUUCAUAAUAAAAAUCGAUCCUUCCAUCUCGUCGACACUAUUUGCUAACGUCCGUGAUGUCAGUUAUUUCGAAGGAGAAGAGGAAAUUCUAAUCUCCAUGCAUUCCAUCUUUCGUGUUGGUCAAGUUAAACAAAUGGACAACAAGCGACUGUGGCAAGCGGAUGUUAUGUUAACGAAUGAUAGUGAUUCACAACUGCAUGUUAUGACUGAGCAAUUGCGAAAAGAGACAUAUCCUCAUAAGAAAGGAUGGGAUAGAUUAGGCAUGUUGUUGAUUAAACUUGGACAGUUCAACAAGGCUCAACAAUUGUAUGAUAUCCUGGUUGAUCAAGCCACUAGUGAUCGAGAAAAAGCACAUAUUUAUCAUCAGCUUGGAUGGGUCAAGGAUCGUCAAGGAAAAUAUGCUGAAGCAAUUACAUAUUAUAAACAAUCAAUUGAAAUUAAGCAGAAGAUUUUCUCUCCAACUGAUGCUGGUUUGGCUGCUUCUUACAGUGGUCUUGGUCUGGUGUAUGACAAGAUGGAUGACUAUUCAAAUGCAUUUUUAUCUCAUCAAAAAGCAAUAGAAAUCUAUCAAAAAUCUCUUCCUUCCAAUCAUCUUCAUUUAGCUACUUCUUACAAUAAUAUUGGUUUGAUUUAUUCCAAGAUAGGUGACUAUGCAAAUGCACUUUCAGUUUAUCAAAAAGCAUUGACUGUUCGCCAAAAACUACUUCCUCCGAAUCAUCCUGAUGUAGCUGAUUCUUACAACAACAUUGGUUUGGUAUAUAAUAACAUGGGUGACUAUUCGAAUGCACUUGCAUCUCAUCGAAAAGCACUGGAAAUAUAUCAAAAGGCUCUUCCUUCUGAUCAUCCUCAUCUGGGUACUUCUUACAACAACAUUGGCUCAAUAUAUCAUCAAAUGGGUGACUAUUCGAAUGCCGUUUUAUUUUAUGAACACGCUAUUGAUAUCCAACAAUGUUCACUACCUUCAAAUCAUCCUAAUCUUCAUACUUUGCGAAAGAAUAUUCAAAUUGUAAAAAAGAAAAUAUAA
This is a messenger RNA of Rotaria sp. Silwood1, 1326 nucleotides long. NCBI's taxonomy places the organism in Eukaryota, Metazoa, Rotifera, Eurotatoria, Philodinida, Philodinidae. The record is from the annotation of a GenBank genome assembly.